This is a messenger RNA of Perognathus longimembris pacificus (Pacific pocket mouse), 5345 nucleotides long. RefSeq names its product ariadne RBR E3 ubiquitin protein ligase 1 (gene Arih1). Gene Ontology annotation, molecular function: ubiquitin protein ligase activity; zinc ion binding; ubiquitin conjugating enzyme binding. The record is from RefSeq and is a predicted model, not a curated record. Bases 426 to 2099 code for a protein of 557 amino acids. Gene Ontology annotation, cellular component: nucleus; ubiquitin ligase complex; cytoplasm. NCBI's taxonomy places the organism in Eukaryota, Metazoa, Chordata, Mammalia, Rodentia, Heteromyidae. Gene Ontology annotation, biological process: protein polyubiquitination; positive regulation of proteasomal ubiquitin-dependent protein catabolic process; ubiquitin-dependent protein catabolic process. The transcript has 14 exons.
GCCCCUUUGUUGGCUCAGUAGCGGUAGCAGCGGCCGUGGAGGUGGCGCCGGGGACUGUUUUCGCUCGGAGGUCGGAGCGGAGCGGCGUCUGACUGAGGCGGGCAGCGAAGCGGCCCCCUCGCUCCCUCCCUCCUUCCCUCCCUCCACCGCGCCCUCCCCGCCGCCGCCGCCAGCCGCCAGCCGCCACCGCCAACCGUCAACCGCCGCGCCCGGGGAGGAGCCGCGGCCCGCGGGGGGCCCGGAGCCAGGCCUGCGUCCGGCCCUCUGCCGGAGGAGCCCGAGCCGGAUUCGCAGCCGCAGCCGCAGCCGCAGCCGGAGCCGGAGCCGGCGCUCGCGCCGCGGCCUCGGCGUCCCCGCCCUCUCCCCGCCCCGGCCGCCCGCCUCGCCCGCCCGGGUCGCCUGCCCGCCCGCCCGCGCGUCGCGCCAUGGACUCGGACGAGGGCUACAACUACGAGUUCGAUGAGGACGAGGAGUGCAGCGAGGAGGACAGCGGCGCCGAGGAAGAGGAGGACGACGACGACGAUGAGCCGGACGACGAUAACCUGGACCUGGGCGAGGUGGAGCUGGUGGAGCCCGGGCUGGGCGUCGGCGGCGAGCGGGACGGACUGCUGUGCGGAGAGACCGGCGGCGGCGGCGGCAGCGCUCUGGGGCCGGGCGGCGGCGGCGGCGGCGGGGGCGGCGGCGGCGGCAGCGGCCCGGGGCACGAGCAGGAGGAGGAUUACCGCUACGAAGUGCUCACGGCCGAGCAGAUUCUCCAACACAUGGUGGAGUGUAUCCGGGAGGUCAACGAGGUCAUCCAGAAUCCAGCAACUAUCACAAGAAUACUCCUUAGCCACUUCAAUUGGGAUAAAGAGAAGCUAAUGGAAAGGUACUUUGAUGGAAACCUGGAGAAGCUCUUUGCUGAGUGUCACGUAAUUAAUCCAAGUAAAAAGUCUCGAACACGCCAGAUGAAUACAAGGUCAUCAGCACAGGAUAUGCCUUGUCAGAUCUGCUACUUGAACUACCCUAACUCGUAUUUCACUGGCCUUGAAUGUGGACAUAAGUUUUGUAUGCAGUGCUGGAGUGAAUAUUUAACUACCAAAAUAAUGGAGGAAGGCAUGGGACAGACUAUAUCAUGUCCUGCUCAUGGUUGUGAUAUCUUAGUGGAUGACAACACAGUUAUGCGCCUGAUCACAGAUUCAAAAGUUAAAUUAAAGUAUCAGCAUUUAAUAACAAAUAGCUUUGUAGAGUGCAAUCGACUGUUGAAGUGGUGUCCCGCUCCAGACUGCCACCAUGUUGUUAAGGUCCAGUAUCCUGAUGCUAAACCUGUUCGCUGCAAGUGCGGACGCCAGUUUUGCUUUAACUGUGGUGAAAAUUGGCAUGAUCCCGUUAAAUGUAAGUGGUUAAAGAAGUGGAUUAAGAAGUGUGAUGAUGACAGUGAAACCUCCAAUUGGAUUGCAGCCAACACAAAGGAAUGUCCCAAAUGCCAUGUCACAAUUGAGAAGGAUGGCGGUUGUAACCACAUGGUCUGUCGUAACCAGAACUGUAAAGCAGAGUUUUGCUGGGUGUGUCUUGGCCCCUGGGAACCACAUGGAUCUGCCUGGUAUAACUGUAACCGCUAUAAUGAGGAUGAUGCGAAGGCAGCAAGAGAUGCACAGGAGCGGUCCCGGGCUGCCCUACAGAGGUACCUGUUCUACUGUAAUCGCUACAUGAACCACAUGCAGAGUCUGCGCUUUGAGCACAAGCUGUAUGCUCAGGUGAAGCAGAAGAUGGAGGAGAUGCAGCAACACAAUAUGUCCUGGAUUGAGGUGCAGUUCCUGAAGAAAGCCGUCGAUGUCCUCUGCCAGUGUCGUGCCACACUCAUGUACACUUAUGUCUUCGCUUUCUACCUCAAAAAGAAUAACCAGUCCAUUAUCUUUGAGAAUAACCAAGCAGAUCUAGAGAAUGCCACAGAGGUGCUUUCAGGCUACCUCGAGCGAGAUAUUUCCCAAGAUUCUCUGCAGGAUAUUAAGCAGAAAGUACAAGAUAAAUACAGAUACUGUGAGAGUCGACGAAGGGUUUUAUUACAGCAUGUGCAUGAAGGCUACGAAAAAGAUCUGUGGGAGUACAUUGAGGACUGAGAAUGGCCCUGCAUAAAAUGAACUCUGAAAACUUUACCAUCUAGAGUGCUCAUGGAAUUAAAACAAAACACACAAACACAAACAAGGAGGCACUAAGCCUGUUCUGACACCGCUGGUCUGUAGUGCCAGAAUUCUGUUUUGUUAACGGAAAGUUUAAGUAAAUUAUAUUGUAAUAAAAAAGGUAGAUAAACCAUUGUACAACAGUAUUCUAGGCCGCCAACAAAAGUGUGACAGACACACUAAAAGCCCUCCAACUUUAACUUGUAACGUAGCUUCAUUUUCAAAGCUGACUCCUUUUUUCUUUUUCUUUUUCCUCAGUGUAGCACAGUUAAAAGUUUCAAAUAGCUCCUUGACACUGUUCUUCACAUCCAAACCAUUUGUUGUACUUUGGUCAAGGACCUCUUCCCCUUCCUCCCCUGUACACAUUCAGAUACACCCCCCACACAGGGUGACUGGUCAUACCGGAAGAUCAGGAGUGAGUGAUUAUUAGCUCCUUGUAAGGAAACUUCUUGGGAGGGAGAGGAAUAAGCAGCGAGAGGAUUAAAUAAACAACACACACACACACACACAGACACACACACACACACAAAACAAAACAAAAACUUUGUAUAUGACUUUUAAAACAAGAGGACAACACAGUAUUUUUCAAAAUUGUAUAUAGCGCAUAUGCAUGGACAAAGCAAGCGUGGCACGUGUUUGCAUAAUGUUUAAUUACAAAAAAUAUUUAUUCUUUAAAAGUCUUCAAGAUUAUGUCUAUUUGCUGUGCAUUUUUUUCAGUUGGCUUUAUCUCCCCAGGGUUGGGGUUGGGAUGAAGAUGUACUUGUUUAUUAACACCUCUGCAACACCUGACUGGAGUGCUUCCGUUUCCCCUUCCUGAUUUUGGUAUGUCUUUGGCCUGGCCAUGGUCUGAUGCUUGAGUUUCCAGCCAUCGGGCAGGAAGAGAGAGAGAUGAAGUUCUGACUAGAUGCCACAGUCUGGUUUGUGCUCCAGGUCCUGGGUGGUUUGUCUUUGAUUUAAUGCCCCUCGCUGACUUCAGGCUCCACCCAGCCCUGAUGCCCAGGUCAGGAACAGAGCUGUAGGCUCCUAGCGCUCCCCACAACCAGCGGAAGUGGUUCCUAAUAUCCUUUCCUGUUUUAUUUUCCCUUAAUUGCUGCUUUGAGCCUUUUAAGGUUUUAGUUAUGGCUCAUCUCAUCCCUCCUUUUAUGUUAGGGUGUUUAGAAUGUUUUUGCUUUAAAUAUAAAUAAAUAGCCAUUCACUUAAUCUCAGAUUGUGAAUUUAAAAUGGCACAUCCUGAAAUUGCUUGUGUGUGUUGCAGUGGGCCCAAUGUGUGAAGGCAGACACCCCCCGAUCUGCAGUUCCUGCCAGUGCAUUUAUGUAGAAGUAUGACUUUGCUUCUUUUCUACUGUCAGCAAAUAGAAAAACUAUAAUACAUUUUAGCUGUGAAGUCCAUUUUUAUGAAAUUUCUACUAAAAAGCUAUGUUAAAAGUAAAGGAUGGUGGUGGUUUUAUUAACUCUACCUGUUUAGGCCAUUCUGGCUGUGAUAUUUUUCAACAGGUCAGGUUUCCUACAGGAGCGCAGAGUGAACUAGGCAACUAGAUCAAGAGGUGUAACUACUAGAUGCCAGUUUUGGCUGAGGACCUCUUUGUCUUCCUUUCACUGUCUUGUGCCUGGGGAGUGUUUACCGUUUGUGAGGCAGCCUUGUCUGCUCUUGCAUUUGUACAUCUAUUACUCCAUUGGGAAGUAGGUUCACUUUCCUCUGGCCUUUUGCCUAAGUUAGGCUUUGCUGAAUAAACCCUACUUUUCCUUUUAGAAAAGGUUGUUACAUGAGAUGUACUUGCAACUGUUCUUUUCCCAGAAAAAAAAAAAAAAACGAAAAACAAAAUCAGUGAAUGUUUGCUGAGUAUGUUAUGCUGCUUCCUGAACCACUUGUUGCUUUAGGGUCAGCUCUGUCCAUUUCGUCCCCUUUUCCACCUCAGUGCAGACCUGAACUCAGUGUCUGCUGCUUCCACAUUUUCCUCUCCUUUCUUUCCCCAACUUCCAUUUGACUUUAAAUAGCCGCACCAAUCUAAAUGACAUCUAUGAAAACUCAAGAUUUUUUUUUUAAGAUAGCGUGACUAAGUUUCUUUCCCUGGUAACUGAAGAGCAGCCAGAGCUGUUAUAUACAUAUGCUUGUGGUUCCCUUAAAAUGCUUUGUGUACGUGGUGUUUGAACAUACACCGGCUAACUUUACAGUAUCUAGGUUUGAGUGUCCUCAGUCCCCCUUCCAAGCUCCCCUUGUAUCUCCACCUGUCCAGCAACAGUGUGUGCACUUGACAGUAUCAGCGCCACCCAAGAGGGACUGUGCUUUCCAGAGAUGGGUUCUAGUUCCCAUGUUGGCCAAUGACCUGAGGGAUGCAUUGCUGGAUGCAUUCCCUAGUUUUGUGUGGGUCUAGGUAGCCUGGCCUUUUCUGCUAUUUCUAAGCUCUUAAUGGCUUUCCCCACAUCUAGACAAUAGUUCCAGGAGUUAAUUUCUUCUGUUGUUUAUAGCGUCAGUGCCCUCAGCUGGGAUAGGCGAGCCAUAUUGUAUGACAGCUUAUUUCACCUAUGUAUGCCUAUCCGAGGGCUCUAGUCACAGGAAGCACUGGGGUCUCCCUGCUGUUCUGAGGUCAGUCACAUUGCCUUUUGCAAAGUGCAUGUUUCAUUUGAUCCAUUCAUUGAACAGCAGAUGCAUUUUCAGUGAUUUACAGUAAAACUUUGAUCCAAAGCUCAGGACACAUAACGAUGAAAUGGCGUAGCAUAUGAUAUCAUCAGACACAAUUCUGUGUAAUUUUCUGUGACCCAGAUUACAUGUGUUUUAUGUGUGUUUAAAUAUAAAUACAUGUGUAUAUACACACACACACAUACACACACACAUAACAAAUCCAAGACUUGACUGACUUGAUUUGAAAUGGUUGAAUCUGCAGUGUAAUGUGGUUCAGCUGUGAUUUUGGAGUUAAAAUUUAGUACAAAGAUAGAAAAAGACAUCACAUCCUUUCGUUCCACAUCCUGGUACCGAGCACUUGGGGGAUGGGAUGGGGUGGGUUGGUGAGACAAUCAGAUGACUGGUGAAUUGAUGAAAUGCUCCUAGCCCUGUAAUGUUGUGCAUAGAGCACCUGUGCUGUGGAAAUGACUGUUCUUAGAUUUUCAUUGUAACUGGACUGUUCAGGUUGCCCACAGGGAAAGAACAUUCCUAAUUCUAAUAAAAUAAACUUUUAUUUUGUUAUUCCA